AUGCGCUGUGCAAACCUGCGGGCCGGCACGAGAUAUGCCAGCAGCGGACGUCGGUGUCGCGCGGCCGCAGUGAACCACGGCGCAUACCGGCGCACGCCGCCCAGAGGGAUAUUGCGUCGUCGGCGCCGGCGUUUUAAUUACGGCCGCCUCGGGCGACGCGGGCAGCGCGGACCCCGCUCUGGCCGGCUCUCGGCCGCCGCUAACUCGCGCUGCCGCACAGAUUCUGCGGACGGGUCCGCACUGCUCCGGGAGCGCUGCACCAGUCAUUCGGCGCAUCUGCGAGACAGUUUCAGUCGAGAGCUGCGCGUCUCCUCCGUCCUCUGCUAUGCUGCUGUCCGCUACGAGAUCGAGGCGGGCAACGAAGGCGGCGCCUUCUCCAUAGACGCCACCACGGGGCGCGUCGUGGUGGCUGGACAACUCGAUUACGAAAAGCGCAAAAUGUACGAGCUGCGGCUGGCCGCAUCGCGGGGACGCGAGGCAUCGACAGCGCCGGCCGUGUCCCGGGCAGAGCUCGUGGUGACGCUGCUGGACGCCAACGACCUGCCGCCGGUCUUCCAGCAGCCCGUGUACCGCGCAGAGCUGCAGGAGGAGGAGGACCCCGCCCACCUGCCCAGGAGGAUACUCACGGUGAAGGCUGUGGACGGCGACGUGGAGCGUUCACAAGACGUGGUGUAUUCCAUCUCGGGGCCAGGAGUCGCUCUUGAUGGAAGUGAUGAUGGAUACUUUCGAGUGGACGCCAACACAGGCGACGUGUUCGUCCUUACGCCUCUGGACCGCGACCCCCCGGAAGGCCGCCCCCUGUGGCGGUUCACGGCGUUCGCGCAAGACGAGGGCGGCGCUGGACUGGUGGGCUAUGCGGACGUGCAGGUCGCCCUCACCGACGUCAACGACAACGCGCCCACCUUCCCGCAGCAGCUCUACCACGGACAAGUCAUCGAAAACGCGCCAGCAGGUACGAUCAUCCUGAAUGUGACAGCAGUGGACAACGACGAUCCUUAUGAGGGAAGCAACGCGAGGGUCAGAUAUUCCAUUGAGAAGAACGCUGUGGAUGAGGACACGGACUCGGCCAUAUUUAAAAUUGACGUAGACACUGGCGAAGUAUCGACUGCAAUCUGUUGCCUGGACCGCGAGCGCACGCCUGGUUACUCCAUCCAGGUGGUCGCCACAGACGGAGGGGGACUCCAAGGAACUGCUACCAUAUCAAUUUCAGUGAGGGAUGUUAACGAUACGCCGCCGGAAUUCUCGAAGGAUGAAUGGUUUGUAGAAGUUGAUGAAACAGACGGCGAUAAUCUACCACAAAAACCUAUCCUCACAGUGACUGUACGGGACCAAGAUGAGCAAAACGCGUUUCAGUAUGAGGUAAUAGCAAACAGUGGUUACGGAGCAAAUAAAUUUGCACUUGUGCGAAACAAUGACGGAACUGGUUCGUUGAAAGUGGUUAAGCCACUGGAUUAUGAAGACGUCCAUGGUAACGUUCUGAGAUUCAAAAUUCAAGUCACUGACAUGAAUGAGAAUGAUACGACGGAACAGCAUCACACGACCUAUUCGUGGGUUUCUGUCAAGCUCAGGGACAUCAACGACAACGCCCCAGUAUUUGACCAUUCCAGCUCUGAGGUUACAGUGCCAGAGGACACGGCAGUUGGAAAAGUAAUUGCGGCAUUUGAAGCAAAAGACGCAGACCAGGAUGGAAAGAGCGGCGUAACUUACUCCAUAGAUCACAGCUCCAACAGUGGAAGACACUUCCACGUAAACCGUUUUGGACAGGUGCUUGUCCAGAGAGAACUGGACAGGGAAGAAACUGCUAGGCAUACGGUGAAGAUUUUAGCAGUAGAUGAUGGAACACAUGCAAAGACAUCCACAGCAACAUUGACAGUAAUUGUUGAAGAUGUUAAUGAUAAUGCUCCUCAUCUUUUAGAAAAUUAUGAGGCCAUUUUGUCUGAACAUACUUCUCCUACAGAAAUACUAGAAAUAUUUGGAGCUGAUGCUGAUGACUAUUCCAGAAAUAAUGGACCUCCUUUCACCUUUCGGCUGCAUCCCAGUGCAAAUGAUCAAAUAAGAUCAUCAUUUGCUGUGUAUUUUGAUCGCAAGGGCCCAAACAGCCAUGGAUCAGCAAUAAUAACAUCACUAAGGUCAUUUGAUCGAGAGGAAAAGAAAGAAUAUUUCAUACCAAUACUGGUGACAGAUUCCGGUUACCCACCGCUGACAGGAACAACUACUGUAAGAAUUGUUAUUGGUGAUAUCAAUGACAAUAAAAUGAAACCUGGGAGAAAAAAUAUACAAGUUUACAAAUACCAGGAUCAAACUCCAGAAACAGAUAUUGGAAGGAUAUAUGUUCAAGAUCCAGAUGACUGGGAUUUACCCGACAAGAAAUUCUACUGGCUAGCAGAUGAACAUCAUAGAUUUAAAGUUAACGAAGCCUCAGGAAUGAUUACAAUGAAAUACAACACACCAGAAGGGAUAUACAAUUUGGCAUUCAGAGUAUCUGAUCACAGACAUUCACAAAACAAUGUUUCAGCAACUGUGACUGUUACUGUGAAGCAGAUUCCCGUUGAUGCCAUAAUCAGUUGUGGUUCUGUAAGAAUUUCACAUCUUUCUGAUGAAGACUUCAUUAAGGAAUGGAACAACAUGGUAAAUAAAUUGCAGGAAAGUAAGGCAGAACGAUUUAAGCAAGCCUUGUCAGAAGUUCUGAAUACUGAAAAGAAAAAUCUUGACAUAUUCAGUGUAAAGCAACAUAGAAGAACAAUACCUAUGUUGGACAUCUUCUUUUCUGUAAAAGAUUCAAGAUAUGACAACCCUGAAAAGAUAAAUGGGCUACUUCAAGUACAUAAAGCAGAGUACUACUUCCAUUCUUUAUCCAGGUGUUCUUGCCCAGAUGGAUAUGAGGGGCCACGUUGCCAACAGAUGGGAAUAAGUUUCCAAGGUGGUGGCUGGGCUUGGUUUCAGGCAAUUCAUCCACAAGCUGAAAAUCACAUUAGUCUUGAAUUCCUCACAAAUAAAGAUCAUGGUUUACUAUUUUACAAUGGCCCAUUGUCUUCUGUCAUAAUAGAUGAAGUUAUUAUGUCAGACUAUAUUGCACUGGAGCUACAAGAUGGUAAACCAAGACUGCUUCUUCAUUUUGGAUACAGUACUACUGAGUUAUUUAUAAAAGUAAAGAAAAAGUUGAAUGAUGGAAUGUGGCAUCAAAUGGAUUUAUUCUGGAAUUCAGAGUAUGUUCAUCUCAUAUUGGAUUAUUGUAAAUCAGCUGAUGUUAGGGAAACAAAAAACAUGACAACAUCAUUUUUCAAUGGAACAAGUUGCCUGGUUAAGGGGAAAUUACCCAUACUUGGAGGACACCUGACUUUAAACAGCCCUCUGCAGAUUGGUGGCAUUUACUGGGAUGAAACAUCACAGGAAACACUUAAAUGGAAUGCAAGUCCAAAUGCUGUUGGCUUCACAGGAUGUAUAAGGAAUCUUUAUUACAAUGGACAGAGCAAAAUGCCUCGGACCUUUGGAGGUGACGGAGUCCCACCUCUAACUGACAAACCAGGGACUCCUAAGAUACGACUUGGCAAACAAAUGGUAAUGAGAUGGGGAGCUAUUAAUAUCAAUGGGGGCUACUCUGGGAAGAAGAUAGAGCUGGCAGAGGCUGCAAGUAAGAUGGGGCUGUAUGUUUUAGCUGUUAGUGACAUUCGGGUAAGGGGUGAGAAAGAAGAGGAAGUGGGAGAAUACAAGGUCUACCUGUCAGGAGUCAAAGCAGGAAUAGCACAAUGCGGUGUAGGGCUUUACAUGAGGAAAGAAAUUGAACCCAGCGUAGUUGCAAUAAGGUAUGUAAAUGAACGACUGAUGUGGAUAGAUUUGACAGUGUCUAGCAAGAAAAUUAGGAUUGUGUCAGUAUAUUCACAUUGUGAAGGAACAGAUCAAGAUAAGAUGGGUAGUUUUUAUGAGGCACUCAGUGAUGUAGUUGUUAGAGUAAAGGACAAGGACAGUGUUCUGCUCAUGGGUGAUUUUAACACCAGGAUUGGAAAUCGAACAGAAGGGUAUGAAAAGGUUAUGGGUAAAUUUGGAGAGGAUAUGGAGGCCAACAGGAACGGGAAACAACUCUUGGAUUUCUGUGCCAGUAUGGGCUUAAUUUUGGACUUGUCUGAUGUACUGCUGUCAUUGGGCACAGUAACUGGUUGUUCUCAUACAAAGCCUGCAUGCAGCAAUCUGGACUGCUCUGGACAUGGGACAUGCCAAGCAGACCUUACAGCCAGAGAACCAUGGUGUUGGUGUGAUGCUGGGUGGAGGGGUCCAAGUUGCUCUUCACCAACUCAACCUGUCACAUUUCUACCUCACAGUUACGUCAAGUUUGCACUCUCAUUUGAAAUUGGGCACUUCACAACUUUUAUCCAGCUCAGAUUCAGGACAGAGGAAAAGGAUGGUGAAUUAUUUGGUCUGUCUGAUCAACAGUCUCUGGAGUAUGCCAUCCUUGAGAUACAACACGGAUAUUUAUAUUUUCGUUAUAACUUGAAUAGUAAACGCAUUGAAGAAAAAAGUAUCUGCUUAUGUUAUAUUUCUGUUGAUGAUGGAUACUGGCACAUGGUAAAGGUUUCACGAUAUGGUUCAUUGUCAAUAUUGCAACUGGAUGAUGGCGAAUUCUUAAGACGCAAUCAGACCUCAUUUUUUGAGGGGCAUCAGUGGCUCAUAAUUGACAAACAAGAAGGUGCUCAUGCUGGUGGGAGGGCAGAGAAUACAGGCAUAAAUACGAUAGAAGUUUACUCUGACUACAGGAAUGGCUGUGUGGAUGAUAUUCGCCUCAAUGGAAGGAUUCUUCCCUUGCCUCCAGCUGCCAACAUCACUCAAUGGGGACAAGCAACAGUGGCUCUUAAUUUGGAAUUUGGUUGCAGUUUUUCUACAGACUGUAGCUUUACAAUUUGUACAGAACCAACAAAGUGCAGUGACACAUUAAAACAACACAAAUGUGUGUGCAGUGAUGCUCAGAUUUUAGCUGCAACCAGUAAGGAUUGCACUGAGAAAGACUGUGCAAGUACCUCUUGUGGUAAUACUGAGAACUGUCUGAAUCUUCAUUCCAAGUUCUAUUAUGAA
Molecule: messenger RNA, 5064 nt
Organism: Schistocerca cancellata (South American locust)
Lineage: Eukaryota; Metazoa; Arthropoda; Insecta; Orthoptera; Acrididae
Product: neural-cadherin-like
Exons: 23
Biological process (GO): homophilic cell-cell adhesion
Cellular component (GO): catenin complex; plasma membrane
Molecular function (GO): cadherin binding; calcium ion binding
Source: RefSeq, a predicted model, not a curated record